This is a messenger RNA of Xenia sp. Carnegie-2017, 713 nucleotides long. RefSeq lists its product as uncharacterized. The record is from RefSeq and is a predicted model, not a curated record. NCBI's taxonomy places the organism in Eukaryota, Metazoa, Cnidaria, Anthozoa, Malacalcyonacea, Xeniidae. The coding region runs from base 93 to 713 and encodes 206 amino acids. The transcript has 4 exons.
UUGAGAGUGGCUGGUGGCCUGGUAGCGCUGAAAAUGUUCAUUACAUAUUUAGUCAAGAUGUCUUUAAUUUGUGGGAUGCAUUAAGAAAGAGGAUGCCUGAGUCAUCACAAUCUGCUUUUGUAAGAAGUUUGGAAGAUAUUUGCAGCUCUAGAGGAAGGGAAAAUGUUAUCAAUCCAGUCACAUUGAGAAAAUUGUUUGCUGAAUGGAGCUAUUGCCAACAUGAAAUUGACCUUCUUCAUGAGCAGACAUGGAAAAAUUGUCCUCCUUGCAGCAUUGAUCAACAUUCAUGUCAUGUUGAUAGAAAUCAAAAAGUGUACAGAUUCAGCAAAGUACCAAGGGGUCCAGUCCAGUGUUAUUAUCGUGAUGUAUUGAUUGCAAACAACAGUUUUGUGGACUCUCAUUUAAAAAGUCUUGGUUCAAAGUCAAUUCAGAAUGAAGAUAAUUCUUGUGGUGACACCCAUUUGAAGGCUGCAAAAAUGGUCUCCAAAUCAAAGAAAAAACAAGACGAGACUGGACUUGAAGUUGCUGGAUGCAGGCACUCGAUUGCUCAAGCUACUUUGAACAUGUUCAGAGGUGAAAUUUAUGGCUAUGCUCACUACUUGCAUAUGAAUUUUUACAACCACAUAAAGUUAAAUAUAUGUGGGAAGAUAUUAUAUGCAAAUAUUGGCCGUGGACUCUACGUGUUACAUCGGAAGAAAAUCAAAAUGCGCUAA